Zootoca vivipara (common lizard) is the source of this 1452-nucleotide messenger RNA. It is a transcript of the gene GEMIN8, whose product is annotated as gem nuclear organelle associated protein 8. Gene Ontology annotation, biological process: spliceosomal snRNP assembly. Lineage: Eukaryota; Metazoa; Chordata; Lepidosauria; Squamata; Lacertidae. The record is from RefSeq and is a predicted model, not a curated record. Gene Ontology annotation, cellular component: SMN complex.
GCAGGAAGGAAGAGCCGGGCGCGGCGCGGUCUUCAGUUCUUGCUGCGCACCCUGCGCCCUAAUUUGUAUCGGUCGCUGGUGCACAUUCACAUAGAUCAUGGGGGAUUCAGUGCCUCCAGAGAAAGGACCAUGGUAUUCCCAAAAUGUCUAUGCGAGAUACUGGAAGCAUUACAACCAAGCCAUGGAGUGGAUGGGCAGGCACCGAAAUGCUUACAGGAAAGCCAUGGAGUCCUUGUACAAUCUGCCAUGUCCUCCUUCUGAAAGUCUUCCCAGUGGACGCUACUCUGAUUGGGAUGGAGGGGAGCCCCUGAGGACCGCGUCCUAUUCUGCUUUCACACGAGGGAGCCAACCCAGGCUCCCACCCAGGUCUCAACAUGCCCCUCAUAAUGCUGCAGGCAGAGGGGUAGUGGAGAGCGAUUCCGAAACUGACUCCGACUCUGAAGACGAAGGGGAUAUCGAGUGUGACUUGAGCAACAUGGAGAUCACAGAAGAGCUCCGCCAGUAUUUUGAGCAAACAGAGAAGCACCGGGAAGAGCUGCGAAAACAGCAGGAGCUUGAAGCAGAACACCAGGACAUGUAUGUCGAAGCAGACCACGACCUUCACCUAUCGACAGGCCGAUCGGCACAGCCCCCAGCUGAGAAGCCCGGCGAGAGGAGAGGGGCUGAAAUGAAGAAACUCUAUGGCUUGGGUGCCAGCAAAAUCCAAGCUAUGGAGACCACCAUGCAACUCAACUUUGAUAGGAACUGUGAUAAAAAGCAACCCAAGUACUGGCCAAUUAUUCCCCUGAAACUCUAAGGUUUGCAUCCUUUUUCGUUCUAGGAAUCUCAGGGCUCCACAAAUUGAUGCUCGACCGAGCAGACGGAUUCAGUGAAUGAAUCAAGAGUCAGCAAAAGCCCCCUUUUUUAUUUUCCUUUCCUCUUUCCAACUCUAUUUGAAUUUGUCUGCCAGUUUCCAGAGCCCAUUCCAACCCAACAGGAAGAGCUGAAUUAGUCAUUUGUACUGUAGGGGAUGGGGAAAAUACUCUAUAAAAAUAUAUUUCAAGUAAUUUGAUUUUGGCUUGCCCUGGCCCUGCAGGAAAUGAGGAGUAGCAUUUGUUUUCACUUAGCUGUGCUGGGGAAAAGGUUAGAGACUGUCCAGAUUUAAUUUUUUUUACACUUUUUUUAAUGUUAUCUUAGAUUUGCCCUAGAUUUAAAAUGUGACUUCUUUCCUGUCACUUCCACCAAUACCCUGGAGGCAGCUAUUGGCCAAGGUACAAUAUAUUAAAUGUCUGUAGUUUAACUGCUUGAGGUUUUUCUCAGAUGUUCUACCAGUAGAAGAAAGUUCUGUUCGAGACUGAAACCUGGCCUGUGAUGUUUCACCUCAGAAGAAACCGUGUGAGCAGCUUUCCCCCACCUCUCCUUUUAGUUUGUUUUUGUUACAUGAUUAGGCAAUAAAGAAGUUUGAGAUUAAAA